AAACCUAAUCAGCCCAUCAGCACACGGAGCUCAUCACAAAGCUGCUGCGGCUCCAGAGGAUGCGGGCCGGAGGCGGAGGCGGAUGAGAAGGAUAAAUAAAUCUAUUAGUUUAGAAUAACUUUACCUCGUCUGGACGUCAGAUUGUAACACUGAGAACUGGGAAAACUUUUUUUUUUUUUCCCCAAAAAACACUCUGAACCUGUUUGGAUCUUGUGAUGGUCAUCCUUCAGGAGCUCGCCCUGUGGCGCCUCGCUGCCUUCACGUCUCCAGCUGUGACAGGAUAUGAAACCAUCGAGGAGGACCUCUGUUUUGACGCAGCGCUAUGGAGCUGCAGCCCACAUGAAGUCCAACUCCUUUAAGGUCCAUUCUGUCUGGAAAUGGGAGGUCGUGCCAUAUUGAUGGGUCGGACGGUGGUUUUUGUAUUGAUCCUGAUCACUGGUCUGUGCGUGGCGUCUCCCAGCCACGGCCGUCGGCUGGUGUGCUGGAAAGCCAUCCUGAAGUGCCACGGAGAGCCCGAGUGCCAUUACGCGUACGACCAGUACCUUUACGCGUGCGCCUCUGUCCUCAACGGGGACCGUAAGAAGUGUCCAAGCCACUGCAUCUCCUCUCUCAUCCAGCUCAAUCUCACCCAAAGCGGGCCAGCUCUGGAGGACUGCGACUGCGCCGUGGACCCGGUCUGCAGGAGCACCAAGCAAGCCAUCGAGCCGUGCCUGCCGCGCACCAGCACCAUGGGCUGCACAGAGGCCCGGCGGCAGUGCGAGACGGACCAGCCGUGCAGCUCGGCCAUGAGGGACUAUCUGUUCCACUGCAGGAAGCUGUUCGGGGGGGAGAUGUGCUCGGACGGCUGCCGCAGGGUGAUCUCCGGCAUGCGCUCCAUACCCAAAGCGCAGCAGCUGGACACUUGCGUGUGCGACGGCACGGAGAGGAACAUAUGCGAGUACAUCAAAGUCAGCAUGAAGACUUUCUGCUCCGAUUCGAGCGAUCGGUUCACGGGGAGCGGCUUUUCGGACACAGAGGACGAUUCUGAGGACGAUUACAUCGGGCAGGAGGAUUACCCGUAUGUGGAGAGCUCCAGUGGCUCCCCACCUUGUCAGAGUUUCCUAAAUGUCCUGACCACCAUUUUGGUUUUAAGCAAAUUUAUCUGAAAAAUGCUGCUGCUGCUGCUGCUGCUGCCAUUCAGGGCAGCUGGAAAAGUCAGACACUCAUUGUGAAAAUCAAGAAUGAACUCACUAGAAUCUGUCUUCUUUGUUGUAAUCAGCCAUUAGUGUCCUUAAACUAACAUGUGGGGCCUUUUAAAUUCAACACUAAACCUUCUGAUGUGCACAAUUCAGGACACUUGUUGUUGUUUGUAAAUCACUCAAAAGCAUAUGUUAUAUUUCAUCUGAUCAUGCCGAAGGAGCCUUUUUUUUUUUUUUUUGUAUGCCAGCUAUGUAAAGAUAGAUUGUACAGUAUAUUGUAUAAAAUUUAUUUUUUGUCAGAAUAUAUCUUUAAGAGUGAUAAAAAGAUUUGCACUGUAUGAAUAGAUGAGUCCCACUCUUUCACUGCAUUAAGGCCACACAGGAAGAGAAGAUGAUUAAAAGUGCCUAAAAGUUUUAAAAACUGACUCAAUUCACCGUGAAGUGACCAUAUCAGAGGCGUGCUGUGAAAACAGAGCAGUUAUCUUUCACCAGCUGUACGGAGACUUUCCCCCACAACCUGUUCAUUAAAAACCAAAGUUGGUGUAAGCCACUGACAUGCGUCUAAAUCCCAGGGGCAGAUACUACAGUGAUACACUUGACCUUGUAAACAUGGAUGUUUGCGUAAGGUUUAAAGUAAAACUGUUCAAACAGGCGAGAGGAAGGUGAACUCCUCCUCUCGGGGAUUUGCAGCACAAAUGGAGCCAAGAAGCUGUUGGGUCAGUUUGUUUAUCCUCACCCCCGUGUGUUUGUUAGAAGUCCUCACAAAAGACACGCUGAGAAUAAAUAAAAGAUGUCUGUGUGCGCCCAACACACUCCUCUGAAUGUACAUGCACAUUAAAUAAAGACGAGUUUAAAAACGAUUCAUUUGGAAGCGGUGUGGCUCUGUAUUUCAAUUUUAAU
This is a messenger RNA of Anoplopoma fimbria (sablefish), 2078 nucleotides long. RefSeq names its product growth arrest-specific 1b (gene gas1b). The transcript has a single exon. Bases 378 to 1145 code for a protein of 255 amino acids. The record is from RefSeq and is a predicted model, not a curated record. Gene Ontology annotation, biological process: regulation of cell cycle. Lineage: Eukaryota; Metazoa; Chordata; Actinopteri; Perciformes; Anoplopomatidae.